Messenger RNA from Hydra vulgaris (swiftwater hydra), 1222 nucleotides. RefSeq names its product cAMP-dependent protein kinase type I-beta regulatory subunit. The record is from RefSeq and is a predicted model, not a curated record. NCBI's taxonomy places the organism in Eukaryota, Metazoa, Cnidaria, Hydrozoa, Anthoathecata, Hydridae.
GAUUGGAUAAACUAUCACUGGAUAAUAUUCCGAGGUCGGUAAUAGUGUUCUUGUUUUGACGUUUAUAUAAUCAUUUAAGGAUGAAAAUGGCGUCUGAUCAAGAAGGUGAUGCCGAAAUGAUACAAGAAUGUGAGGAGUAUGUGAAAAAACACAGAAUUCAAAUUGUUUUAAAAGAUGCCAUUGUUGAGCUCUGUAUAAACAAACCUGAUAAUCCAUAUAAAUUCUUACGCGAUCAUUUUGAUAAGCUAGAAAAGGAAGCUCUCAUAGCUCCUCCACAUGAACCUGAACUUCUUCCAUCAGAACCACCACCACUCUCUUCCACUACAAAAAGAAGAAGAGGAGCAGUUAGUGCUGCAGUAAUUUCUGAAGAAGAUGCUGCUUCUUAUGUCAAAAAGGUGAUACCAAAAGACUAUAAAACAAUGGCUGCCUUAUCAAAGGCUAUUGAGAAAAAUAUUUUGUUCUGUCAUUUGGAUGAUGCUGAAAGAAGUGAUAUUUUUGAUGCAAUGUUUAUGGUAAAACACUCUGCUGGCGAAGUAAUCAUUUUGCAAGGCGAUGAAGGAGACAACUUUUAUUUUAUAGACUCAGGAGAAGCUGAAGUCUAUGUAAAUGAGCAGUUUAUGGUAUCAAUAAGUGCUGGCGGAAGUUUUGGUGAAUUAGCUUUAAUUUAUGGAACACCAAGAGCUGCAACAGUCAAAGCUAAAACAGAUGUUAAAUUAUGGGCAAUAGAUCGUGUGACAUAUCGUCGCAUUCUUAUGGGCAGUACAAUGAGAAAGCGCAAGAUGUAUGAGCAAUUCUUGGAAAAGGUUUCUAUUUUAGAAUCUCUUGAUAAAUGGGAGCGUUUAACAAUUUGUGAUGCAUUGGAACCUUGCAGUUUUAAUGAUGGAGAUGAAAUCGUUGUACAAGGAGAACCAGGCGAUGACUUUUAUAUAAUUGCCGAAGGUCAAGCAUCUGUUCUUCAACGUAGAAAUCCAAAUGAAGAACCAAUUGAAGUUAGUCGAUUGGGUGUUUCUGAUUAUUUUGGUGAAAUUGCUCUGGUUCUUAAUCGUCCAAGAGCCGCUACGGUUGUAGCACGUGGAGCAAUUAAAUGCGUUAAACUGGACAGGGAGCGGUUUGAGCGUGUUUUAGGUCCGUGUACAGACAUCCUAAGAAGAAAUAUUCAGCAAUAUAACAGUUUUGUUUCUUUGGUCGUGUAGUUUUGUUAAUAAUCAUUAUUUAUCAUAUA